GCCAUACGGAAUUGAGUCAGUGAGCAGACAGAGCGCCACACGGAAUUGAUUCAGUGAGCAGACAGAGCGCCACACGGAAUUGAGUCAGUGAGCAGACAGAGCGCCACACGGAAUUGAGUCAGUGAGCAGACAGCGCGCCAGGCUGUGUGGCUGGAGCGGCACUGCAGAGAAUAUACACAGGCUGCGUGUUGUUUUUCCUUCCGCGCGCCAACACCCCGGGAGAAGCCACAACAAAUAGUCCAAACAAAUACGUUUUAGACAGUUAUCAUAGUAAUAUAAGGGCAUCGCAAUUUGUAGCAUACGCAAGAAAGAUGAGUCACGAAUGAGGUCUUCAGGAUGUCGUUCAAGAAGGAGACUCCCCUUGCUAACGCCGUGUUUUGGGCAGCUCGUAAGGGGAACUUGGCCCUGCUUCAAUUACUGCUCAACAGUGGUCGUGUGGAUGCCGACUGCAGAGACAGUUUUGGCACCACAGCCCUGAUGGUGGCGUCCUACAGCGGCCACUAUGACUGUGCCAGGGAGCUGAUCAUGCAGGGAACUGACAUUAACCUGCAGAGAGAGACAGGCUCCACUGCCCUCUUCUUUGCUUCCCAGCAGGGACACAAUGAAGUAGUGAAGCUGCUCUUUGAAUUUGGUGGCUCAACUGAAUUCCAGACAAAGGACGGUGGCACAGCCCUCUCUGCAGCCUGCCAGUAUGGCCACUCUAAGGUGGUGGACACUCUGCUAAAGAACGGCGCCAAUGUCCAUGAUCAGCUGCAUGAUGGUGCCACUCCACUCUUCCUUGCUUCCCAGGAGGGUCAUGUGACUGUCAUACGUCAACUUCUGUCAUCUGGAGCCAAAGUUAACCACCCUAGGGAAGAUGGCACAGCCCCCCUGUGGAUGGCAGCCCAGAUGGGACACAGUGAAGUAGUGAAGGUUUUACUUCUGCGUGGUGCAGAUCGGGAUGCUGACAGAAAAGACGGGUCAACUGCACUAUUCAAGGCAGCUUUCAAAGGACACAACGCUGUCAUUGAGGAGCUCCUCAGGUUCUCCCCUUCAUUGGGCCUUCUCAAGAAUGGUUCCACAGCCCUCCACGCUGCUGUCAUGGGUGACAAUCAUAAAAGUGUAAACCUUCUGCUGGGGGCCAACGCAGACCCCACACUACCCAACAAGGACAAUGAACUGCCAGCAGAUCUUACAAAGAGCAAUCGCAUCCUGAGGGCUCUGCGACCGCACAUCUCAAAUGGAAGUAGUUGAUGACAACCCUAGUUGUCCAUGGUUAGACCAUGACCGCAAACCUUAGACUAUGGUUGUUUUAUGGAGAGAAAUGCACUGAGGGCUCCGAACUACAGAGAACAAACCAACAGGAUUCAGUCACACAACAAUAAUAUUAAUAUGGUGCUUGUUUUCAAGUGCAGCUUCAGACAAUGUUAUUUGGAGUAACCAUAACUGGAUAUAGCUAAAAGGAUGGUUAUAUAUGUAGCCUACUACAAAAAUGCAUCCGUUUGUGGCAAUAGUUAUUAUGCCAUGUGUGCCCUUACCUUUGAGGUGUUAUAACUUUGCUGUAUAGAUUCUGUUUAUAAAGUGUUUUAUCCCUGGUGCUGUAAUAUUUCUAAAUAUUUAGCCUUUUUUUCUUCCGUAUUAAUAAAUGUAAACUGUAAAUGUGUUAAAUAAAAUAGGAAUGUGAAAUAACUGUCA
Oncorhynchus masou masou (cherry salmon) is the source of this 1674-nucleotide messenger RNA. Its product is annotated as ankyrin repeat domain-containing protein 29. The record is from RefSeq and is a predicted model, not a curated record. The coding region runs from base 337 to 1233 and encodes 298 amino acids. Gene Ontology annotation, molecular function: protein binding. Gene Ontology annotation, cellular component: cytoplasm; nucleus. NCBI's taxonomy places the organism in Eukaryota, Metazoa, Chordata, Actinopteri, Salmoniformes, Salmonidae. The transcript has 10 exons.